This is a messenger RNA of Prunus armeniaca (apricot), 1071 nucleotides long. The record is from the annotation of a GenBank genome assembly. NCBI's taxonomy places the organism in Eukaryota, Viridiplantae, Streptophyta, Magnoliopsida, Rosales, Rosaceae.
AUGAGUUAUAGUUGCUCUUAUCUUAAUGGAAUGAUUUUUGUCUCUGAUUGUGAACCAGCAAAAGAAAAUAUUGAGAACCCAGUAAAGUGCGGUAGUUUUCCUUCUGCUAUGCUCACACCUCACAUUAUGGGGGAGCUGGCAAGUCAGAAACAUGUUCAGUUCAUUGUAUCAGUCGAAAAGAAGAAGGAUUCUUUUGAGUCAGUGGUGAUGGAGCAUAUAAGAAUGAAUGGGGCAUACUGGGGUUUGACUGCUCUUGAUCUUCUUGGGAAGCUGCACGUCGUGGAUGUCGGGGAGGUUGUUUCCUGGGUCCUCCAGUGCCGACAUGACUCAGGUGGGUUUGGUGGUAACAUUGGGCAUGACCCACAUGUACUAUAUACCUUAAGUGCUGUGCAGGUUUUGGCCUUGUUCGACAAGCUUGAUGUUCUGGAUAUUGAAAAGGUUGCAAGUUAUGUGGCGGGGCUGCAGAAUGAAGAUGGAUCAUUUUCAGGGGACAUGUGGGGUGAAAUUGAUACACGGUUUUCUUAUAUUGCUAUCUCUUGUCUCUCAUUACUACAUCGUUUGGAUAAAAUCAACGUGGAGAAGGCCGUGAACUACAUUUUAAGUUGUAAGAAUCAUGAUGGCGGAUUUGGAUGCACACCUGGUGCAGAGUCUCAUGCAGGUCAAAUUUUCUGUUGUGUGGGUGCUCUUGCCAUCACGGGGUCACUACAUCAUAUUGACAAGGACCUUCUUGGAUGGUGGCUAUGUGAGCGGCAAGAUAACAAAACUGGAGGUCUUAAUGGUCGACCAGAGAAACUUCCUGAUGUCUGCUACUCAUGGUGGGCUCUUUCUAGUUUGAUCAUGAUUGACAGAGUUCAUUGGAUCAAUAAAGACAAGCUUAUCAAGUUCAUUUUAGACUGCCAGGACAUUGAAAAUGGAGGAAUUUCUGACAGACCAGAUGAUGCUGUUGAUGUUUACCACACUUACUUUGGUGUAGCUGGACUCUCCCUUCUGGAAUAUCCAGGGUUGAAAGCCAUGGAUCCAGCAUACGCUUUGCCGGUUGAUGUUGUAAAUAGGAUUAUUUUAGGCAGAUAA